This is a messenger RNA of Clavispora lusitaniae ATCC 42720, 636 nucleotides long. RefSeq names its product Rad59p (gene RAD59). Lineage: Eukaryota; Fungi; Ascomycota; Pichiomycetes; Serinales; Metschnikowiaceae. Gene Ontology annotation, cellular component: nucleus. The record is from RefSeq and is a predicted model, not a curated record. Gene Ontology annotation, biological process: double-strand break repair via homologous recombination; double-strand break repair via single-strand annealing; mitotic recombination.
AUGUACAUUCACGAUCAGACUCGUAAAUUACGCGCACAUCUCACCAUGAUGAAUAGAGACGAAUCACCUCGAAAUCAUCAUGAGGAAGAGGAUCCAUCCAAAACCUAUUCAGAUGCCUCAACAACAGUUCUAUUUCCUGAUUUGAGUCUUUUCGACGAAUCUGGAGAUGAAGUGGAGACUACUGAACCAUUACAGCUUUCGCAAUGGGCCAUGGCAAAAAUCGGAACGUUCCAGUCAAGACUAGAAACCACUAUUAGAGCACGGGAACAACGAUGGCAGAAGAAAACUUUCUUGACCAACAUCUCGACAGCCGAAAUUCUCAGACUUGCAAAUGAAGCAUUUGGUUUCAAUGGGUGGAGUUCACAAAUUCUAAGUUGCGCGCCCGAACUGGAAACGUUUGACCAAGAGAACUCUCUCUACUCGAUGAAGCAAAGGGCAAAAGUGCGUGUGACUCUUCAGGACGGCGUUUACAUUGAAGCUGAAGGAGUCGGUGAAGUACUAAACAUGCUGCAAAAGCACAUCUGUUUGAGUAACUGUAAGAAAAUGGCCAUCACCAAUGGGCUACGAAACGCUAUUCUCGGGUUUAAAGAAAUGCUUAUUUAUCAAGAGUGUUCGCUUAAACUGGAAAGUGUAUAA